ACAAGUAUUGGCGCUGAUUGAAGAUAAAAAUAAACAAAUGAUUCUUGCCUCAAUUUGCAAUGCACAAUAUGGCUAUAGGAGCAAGAAUAAUUGUAAUAAUUGAUAACAAGGAUUUUUCAAGAUAUGUAUAUAACAGCGUAAUAUAGCGAAGUUUAUCUGCGAAAUCAAUUAUUUCCUUUUAUAACGUCAAUUUCAUAUGCGGGCAAGUCUUCGGUCGAGAAUGGAGCAUGUGGGAUAAUAAAAUAGAUAAAUUAAUAUCGAUUACUACUUUUUAUCCCACGGUAAACACACAAUGAUUUCAUUCGGAAAAUAUACGUUCUUGUUACCAAUUCUCUUGUGCAUUUGCGCAGCGAACAAUGUUGAUUGUUAUACUCCAGUUGUUUUAUGGCAUGGAAUGGGCGAUAGCUGUUGCUUUUCAUUCAGUUUAGGAUCGAUAAAGAAACUAAUUGAAGAUACAUUACCUAACGUUUAUGUUUAUUCCAUUCGUAUAGGGAAUAAUGUUAUGGAGGAUGUGGAGCACAGUUAUCUUGGAAAUAUAAAUGAACAAAUAUCAGAAGUGUGCGAUUCGUUAUCGAAGGAUGAACAAUUGAAAAAUGGUUACAAUGCUAUUGGGUUCUCACAAGGUGCUCAAUUUUUGAGAGCUGUUAUUCAAAGGUGUCCUAAUCCGCCAGUUAAGAAUUUUAUUUCUUUGGGUGGUCAGCAUCAAGGUGUUUUUGGAUUGCCUAACUGUCAGAGUUUAGGGGCUCUCUGCAAGCGCAUUGCUCAUGCGAUUAAAUAUGGAGCAUAUUUAAGCUAUGUCCAAGAUAAAGUUAUACAGGCUACCUAUUGGCACGAUCCUACUCAGGAAGAGGAGUACAAACGUAGCAGUAUACUCAUGGCUGAUAUUAACAAUGAAUUAGUCAUUAAUGAGACUUACAAGAAUAAUCUUCAAAAAUUAAAUACGAUGGUAUUGGUAAGAUUCGAUAACGAUAGUAUGGUUACACCACGGGAAUCCGAAUGGUUUGGAUUCUUUAAGCCUGGACAAGACCAUUUGAUUCAAACUUUAGAACAGACCGAUUUGUAUCUCCAGGAUCGUUUAGGACUGAAAGCGCUACACGACUCAGGAAAAAUUCACUUUCUCUCAGUCCCUGGGAAUCAUUUACAGUUUACUGAGAAGUGGUUCGUCAAUAAAGUGAUAAACAUGUAUUUGUCGUAACUAAGAUAUAUCAAGAUACACACACACACACAUCCAGAAGAAAAUGCCUUUGUAAUAUAUUUUUCUGUACCGCUUCAUAAAUUUAAGUGUUACAAGCUUUUUAUAUAAGGCCCAUUAGAAACAGCCUUGUUGGAAAUUAGCUAGAAAUCAUGUUUUAUAAUUAUCGUCUUAUAUAGAAAAUGUUUCUAAAGUUUGAGAACACAAGUCUUUCAGAAUUCUUAAUAAAGUGUUCGUUUCGUUAAA
Megalopta genalis is the source of this 1438-nucleotide messenger RNA. It is a transcript of the gene Ppt1, whose product is annotated as Palmitoyl-protein thioesterase 1. Gene Ontology annotation, cellular component: lysosome. Gene Ontology annotation, biological process: receptor-mediated endocytosis; protein depalmitoylation. Gene Ontology annotation, molecular function: palmitoyl-(protein) hydrolase activity. NCBI's taxonomy places the organism in Eukaryota, Metazoa, Arthropoda, Insecta, Hymenoptera, Halictidae. The record is from RefSeq and is a predicted model, not a curated record.